Messenger RNA from Amblyraja radiata (thorny skate), 595 nucleotides. Its product is annotated as polycystic kidney disease protein 1-like 2. Bases 71 to 595 code for a protein of 174 amino acids. NCBI's taxonomy places the organism in Eukaryota, Metazoa, Chordata, Chondrichthyes, Rajiformes, Rajidae. The record is from RefSeq and is a predicted model, not a curated record. The transcript has 3 exons.
CCAAAUUGUUUUGGUCAUUGCUUUUAGUGUUUAUUAUCAGGUUGACGCUGUCCCCUGCCUCCAACAUCAGAUGCAAUUUCAAAGUUCAUGCUAUGAAUUUGUGGAAAUGCAGCUGAACUUCUCAAGUGCACAGGGAUGGUGCAAAGGUACUGGUGGGCAUCUUGCUUUCAUUAAAAGUGAAGAGGUUCACCAAUUUCUGAAAAGCCACAUUACUGAUAUCAACAACAGGUGGAUUGGCCUGGCUUAUGCGACAUACGACUUGAUCCCUGAAUCAGACACUAAAGCUCUUUCUUGGUUGGAUGGAUCUGCAUUAAAUUACAAUAACUGGGAAUUUGCUCAGCCAUCCACUUCUCCAGCAGAUUGUACCUAUGUUCACAAUCACACUGGCUAUUUAACUUGGGCCAUGAUUAACUGCAACAACCUGCUUCCCUUCAUUUGUGAAUUUGACUUACAGAUGUCACCUGCCAAUAGCUAUUCGGUCUUCCACAUAAUUAUCCCUCUGGAAUGGCAACUUAAUCCAUACUUGGGAAAGUUCUCAUGCACAUUUUCCACAGGAGAUGGCAAAAUGUAUUAUGUCGAUCGCCAAGACCAGUGA